Messenger RNA from Oncorhynchus mykiss (rainbow trout), 4645 nucleotides. Lineage: Eukaryota; Metazoa; Chordata; Actinopteri; Salmoniformes; Salmonidae. The record is from RefSeq and is a predicted model, not a curated record.
GUAAAUUCGACAACUUUUCUCUCUUUCUGUGGCUUCACACAGGUUGUUCGACUUGCAAGACAGCAGGAGAAAUGGACUGGCUGAUUCCUCCUAAUGACCCGGCUGGACAUGACUCCAACACGGUCACCAGGAAGGAUUGAUAUGGGACCAGACCAGUCCUCUUCAGGAUUCUGAGGUCUCCUCUCUGAGAGUUAUAAUGAGUUAUCAUCAGAUUGAUAUGGGACCAGACCAGUCCUCUUCAGGAUUCUGAGGUCUCCUCUCUGAGAGUUAUAAUGAGUUAUCAUCAGAUUGAUAUGGGACCAGACCAGUCCUCUUCAGGAUUCUGAGGCCUCCUCUCUGAGAGUUAUAAUGAGUUAUCAUCAGAUUGAUAUGGGACCAGACCAGUCCUCUUCAGGAUUCUGAGGCCUCCUCUCUGAGAGUUAUAAUGAGUUAUCAUCAGAUUGAUAUGGGACCAGACCAGUCCUCUUCAGGAUUCUGAGGCCUCCUCUCUGAGAGUUAUAAUGAGUUAUCAUCAGAUUGAUAUGGGACCAGACAAGUCCUCUUCAGGAUUGUGAGACCUCCUCUCUGAGAGUUAUAAUGAGUUAUCAUCAGGGGGCUGAGGGUGAAGCCAUCCCUAAAAAAAGACGUAAAGUUGGGUCACCAAACAAGGAUCUUGUUGAGACCAUGGACCCUGAUAUGAAGAGGUCUUGUACUACUAGGGGCCCUCCAGAGAGCGCAGAGUCUAUUUCCUCUGGUUUUCUAUCAAUGACGACUGACAAAUCCAUGGAUUUCCCUCUUAAUUUCAAAGGAGCAGACUCUCUACAAAACAAAGGGCCAGUAGAGGUACCCUGUGAUAUCUGCUCUGAGGUCCAAGCUGUGAAGUUCUGUCAGACCUGCAGUGUGUCCUACUGCGGGGCCCACAUCAGACAGCACUAUACAAUACCUAAACUACAGAAACACACACUGGUGGAUGUGACUGGAGACCUGGUGCAGAAACUCUGUCAACAUGUCUACAGUCCUCUGGAGGUGUUCUGUAGGACAGACCAGAUGCUGAUCUGCAGUCAGUGUGCAGAGACAAACCACAAAGGACAUGAUAUGAUCUCCCAUGAUAUAAAGAAAGCAGGAAGACAGCCUAAGAGUUUUGAUAGAGACCAACACACAACGUUGGCCGCGGAUGAUGUGCUGCCCCCUCCUGGUGACAUCCAGGUCCUGUUGCUGACAUCAGACUCUGUGUCUCUGAGCUGGGGUCCUCCUGAAGGGUUGAAGGGACCACAGAAGUUCAGAGUGACCUGGGGUUGUGACGUGGAACCGUGCAGUAUAGGGGUGAAACAUGUUCAUGAAGUUGAAAUAAGCAGACUCAACCCUGGUAAAAAGUACCAGUUCAGUGUGGCUACAGAGGGAGAAGAUGGAAGCCAAAGCAGAUGGAUCUCAGCAUCCCUAUCCGCAGUACCCCCUGUUCCAGACCAGCUGACUGUUGACUCAGUGGAUACCACAUCAGCUGCUGUUAGCUGGAGCCAGCCACCAGGAUUGGACCAAACCCAACAUCAUUACAAGAUCUCCUACCGCUGUCCAGGGACAGAACAACACAUCACUACCACAUCUUCACACAGCAUCACUCUUUCUGACCUGCAAGGUGGUACUCAGUACUCCGUCACUCUCUGCACUGUGCUGGAAGAUGGAAGGCAAAGUCAACUGGUGUCAACAACCCUCAUUACAAGAUCCUAUCUGAUGGAUCUGUUGUCAAAGACUGGACUGGAAGAUCAUUAUGAAAACAAGCUGACGUUAAGUACUGUCCUUGAGAUAAAUGCUGAUACUACAUCAGAUGAACCUCUUACCACUAUGCAGGCACUUCCAGGGGCCUUCCUGAAGAAAUUAAUGAUGGCAAAUCUGAAUGCUAGGAGUGUCAAAUGUAUGUCCUCUGACACAGAUGUUUCAUUUCCGGGUACAGACCGUUUUGAGAAUCUAAAAAGUGACUCUGCUAACAGUAAUGUCAUUAAUCCACUGGACCUGAUUACAGCCCUGUUUCUGUGUUCAGAUGGUUUCCUGCAGCAGGAGAUGGUCCAGAAAAUGUCCAUGUGUCAGUUUGCUGUUCCUCUGCUGCUGCCCAACUGUGACACAAAACAAAUCACUUUGAUGCUGUGGGCCUUGAGGGACAUAGUGAAGAAGUUUAGACUCUCUUCCCAAACAUCCACAAAGGCUUUUGUGGAGGAGAGAAUUGUACUCUCUGAUAUUCCCAUGGUGUCCUUUGUUAGGUUAGGUGAGAUUAGAGUGUCCAAGUCUCAUAUUUUGAACAAGUUGCUUAGUAACCCUCAGCAGUACCAUGACACAUUUGUUCAUCAUGAUAUGGAAUGUGGCGAUGUCCCCCAUAGAAUCUCAGAUGGUCUGGUUGAAAUCAGCUGGUACCUUCCAUGUGGGAACAGAAACAUAGACAUUUUCACUAAGCCUGUGGCGGUGGCCAAUCUCAGAGGAGACAUCAGGUCCUUUAAAACACAGUUCUCCUUUCUGUGUCAAACAUCAGCUGCAGUUUACAUUUUCACUGAUGAUUUCGAGUCAGAUCUCAAUUUGUUCAAAAGCAAAAACACAAAAGCAGAGAUAUUUCUGGUCGUCAACUCUCAGAGAAAAUCAUUCAGAGUAGACACAUUAAAACAAAUGAUCACAAACUGCAGUAUCAAUGAGCAAAAUGUGAUUGUUAAGAAAAAGAAAAACGAUGCAGAAUUUGUCAAAACGCUGCAAUCAUCUGUUGGUGACAUCAUUGAAAAUAGUCCAGACCGGUUGACAGUGGAAAACAUGACUGACAUAGCUCGUCACAGUGGGAUUCUGGUUGAUGAAGACCGCCAUGACUGUCAGAGUGCCAGGAAGAUGGCAGAUGAAAUCACCAGCAACAUCACAGACACAGUCAAAUUUAAAGACAAACAGCUACCCUUACAGGGGCAAAUCUGGAAAAAGCUUUCCCAGUUGGAGAAAGAGCGAUGUAGGCUGAGAAAAGCAGGGGAUCAAGACAGCUCUCUGAAUACAAAGGAGGAAGAGCUGAGAAAGAAACAAUAUACAUUUGACAUGUCAGAUGCAAUGGAAAGCUUCAUUUCAGGAUUGUCAGGUUCAGGACCUGAGCGUUCCUAUUUCCUCAAAUGGAUGCGGAUAAAUCUGGACAAUCUGUCACCAAAGAACCUGUCUGCUUUGCGGGACCAGUACAAAGAUCUUUGCCAAUAUUCUCCGGAGAGAAAAGACGACAUUAAAGAUUUGGAUAAGCAAUUAUCUGACUGUUCCUUGGGUCUUGAACACUUCCUGCGUGAGUUGGGCCAGUUAUAUGAAGCUGCCUGCUCCCUCCCUGAAGACAGUCCUCAAAGGAAACAGAUGGAGCAUCUCCCUGGAUUGUGUGCUCAGAUGCUGUUGGAUGGUUUCCCCAUUGAGCUUGUGGAUGGAGAUGCAUCAUAUAUCCCUCUGAAAUGGAUAUCAGCUGUUCUGACUGAGCUUCAUAAUCUUGUGGGCUCUAACAGCAAGAUCCUGGUUGUCUCAGUUUUAGGGGUCCAAAGCACUGGGAAGUCCACUCUCCUCAACACCAUGUUUGGGGUCCAGUUUGCUGUCAGCAGUGGAAGAUGCACCAGAGGGGCCUUCAUGCUACUGAUUAAAGUCAACAAAGAACUCAAGGAGGAGCUGAAAUGUGACUUCAUCAUGAUCAUUGACACAGAGGGGUUGAAAUCACCAGAGUUGGCUCAACUAGAUGAUAGCUAUGAACAUGACAAUGAACUGGCCACACUGGUGAUAGGACUCAGUGAUGUCACUAUCAUCAACAUCUCCAUGGAGAACUCCACAGAGAUGAAAGACAUUCUGCAGAUUGUUGUUCAUACCUUCCUCAGGAUGAAGGAAUUGGGGAAGAAGCCGAUAUGUCAUUUUGUGCACCAGAAUGUGUCAGACAUGUCUGCUCAUGACAACAACAUGAGAGAGCGGAAGAAGUUGUUGGAACAGUUGAAUGAAAUGACCCAGGCAGCAGCCAGAAUGGAGAAGAAGGAGAAUAUCACCAAGUUCACUGAUGUGAUGGAUUACGAUCCAGACACAAGCAGCUGCUACAUCCCAGGACUCUGGCAUGGGACUCCCCCGAUGGCUCCAGUCAAUGUUGGCUACAGUGAGGCUGUAUAUGACUUCAAAAAGAGCUUGAUGCAAGACUUAAUCAAAUGCCAGAGUAAUGAUGACAUGACACAUUUCCUGAAGUGGACACAAAGCUUGUGGGAGUCUGUCAAAUUGAAUAAAUGAAUUGUAAGUGUCAGAAACAGCUUGGUUGCAGAUGCAUACACCAGUUAAUGCUUUAAGUACAAUGGUUGGAAACGGUUCUUCAAUAAGGACAUUUAUUCCUGGAUAAUGGGUGCUGAAAGCAGAAUAUAAAACAGAUCCAAACCCCCAAAUGAGCAUAUGAAUCGUGCUGAAGGACUUGUCCUGUCAUCCCAAUGGUGGAAGCAGUUUAUUACCGUCACUAGGACAGCAGAAUCCCUGCCCAUCAUGUUCUAAGUGUUCUAAGUUACCAGUUAGAAUAGUAGAAUACACAAGGUGCAAUUUAGAAAUGUGGUUUUAUAUCAGCAGGUUUUCUCUUGUUAUGCAAGUCACUGACAGUCAGUCAUUUAGCCCAUGUCAGCAAAACAAAGAUUGCUAAGUUAGUUUAGCGGCCAGCUAUUCU